Messenger RNA from Varanus komodoensis (Komodo dragon), 849 nucleotides. It is a transcript of the gene DLX4, whose product is annotated as distal-less homeobox 4. Lineage: Eukaryota; Metazoa; Chordata; Lepidosauria; Squamata; Varanidae. The coding region runs from base 1 to 849 and encodes 282 amino acids. Gene Ontology annotation, biological process: negative regulation of transcription by RNA polymerase II; cell differentiation; embryo development. Gene Ontology annotation, molecular function: DNA-binding transcription factor activity, RNA polymerase II-specific; RNA polymerase II cis-regulatory region sequence-specific DNA binding. The record is from RefSeq and is a predicted model, not a curated record. The transcript has 3 exons.
AUGAUGACGAUGAACUCUUUGGCCGAGACCCUGCUGGUGGGGCCGUCGGACCCGUCCAAGGCGGGCUUCCUGGACUUCGGGCUUGGGCCCCCGCCCUCGCCGCAGCAGCAGCCCCAGCCCCAGCAGCAGCAGCACCCGGCCGGCCUGGCGCCCCCUUACACUCUGCAAGCCUUGCACCCCUUGCAGCCGCCGCAGCAGCAACAGCAGCCGCUGGACGGCAGCGCGUUUCCUCCCUCUGCCGCCUCGUACGGCAGGUCGCUGGCUUAUCCCCGCUAUCCCGGGGCGGCCGGGGGCAGCCCCCACGCCUUCUACCACCACCACCAUCACCACCACGGCGCCUCCUACUCGCCUUACCAGCAGACCUCCAGCGGCCUGGGCCACGGGACGAGGCUGGAGGAGACGGAGCUUGAGAAGUCCACCAUCAUCGAGAAUGGAGAAAUCCGCAUCAACGGGAAAGGGAAGAAGAUCCGCAAGCCACGCACCAUCUACUCAAGCCUCCAGCUUCAGGCCCUCAACCAGCGCUUCCAGCAGACACAGUACCUGGCACUUCCCGAGCGGGCAGAGCUGGCAGCACAGUUGGGCUUGACCCAGACGCAGGUCAAGAUCUGGUUCCAGAACAAGCGUUCCAAGUUCAAAAAGAUCAUGAAGCAGGGCUCCAGCAUCCAGGAGGAUCACCUCCAUGGUUCCUCGUCUUUGUCCCCUUGCUCCCCCAACAUACCCCCACUUUGGGACAUCCCCAUGGCAUGCAAAGGAGCACCGCUGCCGCACAGCAGCUACAUAAACAGCUUUGGACCUUGGUACCACCAACCCCAACACCAAGACACAAUGGGGAGGCCUCCAGUGAUGUGA